Acanthoscelides obtectus is the source of this 648-nucleotide messenger RNA. Lineage: Eukaryota; Metazoa; Arthropoda; Insecta; Coleoptera; Chrysomelidae. The record is from the annotation of a GenBank genome assembly.
AUGGACAUAAACUCAUGUACAGUUGCUCAAAUCUUGAUAUUUUCGGAACGGAAAGAGAUAUCGAGUGACGGUAUUUGGGAGGAUCUUGACCAACUCUUUGAGAACAUGUACAGGGUUCGACCGGCUCUGGAGGACAUUCGGAACAAAAGAAAAUCCCUAAGAGGUGCUUCAGAGUACUAUGGAAUACCAAAAUCCACUCUAUCCGAAAAACUCGUGAGACAAAAAGCUGGAAAACAUGGUGCACCUACCAAACUUUCAGAACAAGAGGAAAAAAUAUUCGCAGAAGGAAUCACUCAGUUUGCAGAGUGGGGAUUUCCUAUGACUCGUUGGGAUAUAAGAUGCUUGGUAAAGGAUUACCUUAAUAGAAAAGGUAAACAAAUAACCCAGUUCAAGGACAAUAUGCUUGGGAUUGAGUGGUUUUAUAACUUUGUCGGUAGAAACAAAAUUUUGACUGAGAGAUUUGCACAAAAUAUAAAGAGAUACAGGGCUAAUGUAACCAAGGCGGUAGUAAAAUCCUAUUUUGAGAAUUUAGAACUGACUUUAGAGGGAGUUGAACUCAUGAAUAUCGUGAAUUAUGAUGAAACCAAUUUGACAGAUGACCCUAGAAAACAAAAAGUUUUAUGCCGCCGUGGUUCCGAAGCGGGUUGA